Anopheles maculipalpis is the source of this 948-nucleotide messenger RNA. Its product is annotated as protein C1orf43 homolog. Bases 15 to 881 code for a protein of 288 amino acids. NCBI's taxonomy places the organism in Eukaryota, Metazoa, Arthropoda, Insecta, Diptera, Culicidae. The record is from RefSeq and is a predicted model, not a curated record. The transcript has 5 exons.
ACACGCAAGACAAUAUGGAAGAGUUGUCGGGAGUUAUGAUAGUGUUGAUAAUAGGCGGCGGAGUUCUGGGUGUUACUAUAUGUUUCAUUUUCGCGAAACGGCAGAUCGUUCGAUUUACGCUCCGACAACGACGCGGACCCCAUGUCGCCGUUGGACACGAUGCUAAAAAGUCUAUCAAAAAGGAGAUCGAACGUAGGCUAGAUUGCAUACAGAAAAUAUAUUACGAACCCAAGCUCAUCUGGGAUGAUAAGCAGAAAGACGAUGAAAAGUACAUUCUGAAACCAGAUACAACCCUACCGCCGUAUUACUGGCGCAUGAAAGCGGUGGAUGAUGUGAAAGAGCUGGAACGUGAAAUAGCCAAACAGGACGGUGCUACCAGACACCCUAGGGAUAGUAUGAGAGCGUUCCUUCUAACCACGCUGGCGGCGCCGCUAAACGGAUCAGGCCAACGACUAAUUCAUCAGUUCUGUGAUAUGUAUGAACACGCUCGACAUGAUCCAAAUGAGUUUGGCGAAGAAGAAUACCAGUCCUACCGACGAUUGCUUAAAAAAUUGUUCGAAGCUACAAAGAUGCUCAAAUCGUACUCCUGCAGUCGAAAAUCUUCGCCAAAUCGAACGCCGGUGAAAAAACACUCCAAAAUGCAAUCCCUACUCGAUCCCGCCAGAUUACGCCCUCCGCCAGUAGCACUAACAGCAGGCAAUGCCGGUGAUACAAUCAUUUCGAACACUCGGAUGAAUCUAUCCCUUGCCGUACAAUUGCAACAGCAACAGCAAGAACAACAAUACCAACAACCCGAUCUUGAGGAAAACGAAAUUCUCAGCAUCUCACAGUACCACGGAGAAACAGAAACAUUUACUAUACGCAGGUCUUUCAAAAAUUGAAAUGGUCUGACUUGAUCGGAAUCGGUAAGAUGGUGGGUACUCCAAAGCUACUAGUAUAAAUAAAAUC